AUAUUAGACAGUUGGGUCUAAAAGUAAUGACAGGAUCGUUGUGGAUCUCUUGGAUCCAUGUUAGUUAUCACUUUUAAUUUUUACAAUAUACUGUACAGCAUAGAAUGUCGUUACUAUUAUGAAUAAAUAUUCGCAAUUCUAUGAUUGCAUUUAGCGCCGCCUAUCGUCAACAUUUGAACUAAAUUUCGGCCCACCUACAUCUUACUCUAUGGCCAUUAAGGAAUACAAAGUUGCAUAACUACGUGAAUUCAAUUACUAAAAACGUAUCAAAUAUGGCUAAGCAAAUAAGAAUGGUAUUAAUAGAUCUCAGUGGGACAUUGCACAUUGAUAAUACUGCAAUUCCAGGUGCAGUGGAGGCUCUAACCAGGCUACGAAGUGCCAAUAUACCAGUCAAAUUUGUUACAAACACAACGAAAGAAUCCAGUAAUUUUUUACACAACCGAUUGAUAAAACUCGGCUUCGAUAUUAAGAAGGAGGAGAUCUUUAGUUCCUUGGCUGCAGCGAGAAGAUUAAUAAUUUCCCGGAAACUAAAUCCGAUGCUAUUAAUUGAUUCCGCUGCAAACGAAGAUUUCGAAGAUUUGAUAAAAAAUGAUAAUGAACAAAAUGCUGUAGUAGUUGGGCUGGCACCGGAUAAAUUUCAUUAUGAGGAAUUAAAUAAGGCAUUUAGAUUAUUAUUAGAUGGAGCAUCACUUAUAGCAAUUCAUAAAGGACGGUAUUAUAAGAGAGGAGAUGGCUUAAGUUUAGGACCUGGAGCAUUUAUUGCUGGGUUGGAAUAUUCUGCCAAUGUCAAGGCAGAAGUUGUAGGCAAACCAACUGCAGAAUUCUUCAAAGCUGCUUUGGAAAAUGUUCCACCAGAAGAAGCUGUUAUGAUUGGCGAUGAUGUCAAAGAUGAUGUAGCUGGUGCUCAGGCCAUAGGUAUCAGAGGUCUUUUAGUACAAACUGGAAAGUACAGAGAGGGUGAUGAAAAUACAAUACAACCACCACCUACAAAAGUCUGCAGCUCUUUUGUACAAGCUGUUGAAUAUAUUCUUAAAAAAGAAGAAUGAGAUAAAUUAGAAUCUACAAAAUAUGCAUAACUCAUGUAAUUCAUGGGUUACAGGAUUUUCAUACUUUGCAGACUUGAUUAUAAUUACAUAAACGCCUACUAUUGAAUUAUUUCUUUAAGCUGUUAAUAAUAUACACAUGGACAUAUAUAUACAGUUAUAUAAAUUAUUCUGUAUUAAAUUAGAUAUUUUAUUUAAAUAUUAAUCAUUCUGUAAUGGUGUACAUGAUCUGGAGUAAUUUCACAAUACAAAGUAGACGGUAAUUACAAAGAAA
Molecule: messenger RNA, 1317 nt
Organism: Megachile rotundata (alfalfa leafcutting bee)
Lineage: Eukaryota; Metazoa; Arthropoda; Insecta; Hymenoptera; Megachilidae
Product: haloacid dehalogenase-like hydrolase domain-containing protein 2
Biological process (GO): dephosphorylation
Cellular component (GO): cytoplasm
Molecular function (GO): phosphatase activity
Source: RefSeq, a predicted model, not a curated record